AUGGACCUGCGGCGAAGGCGGUUCGUUGCCAUCGCUGUUGUCACGCUGGUUCUUUUCUUGCUCUACACAUGGGUGGGACAUCCGUCGUCAGUGUCCUCUGCAGUGCAGGCAGGACUCGACUACUUUGUGCAUGUGCCAGAUCUUCCUGCCGCGAACGCAACACUGGGCGUAUGCAAUAGCUGCAUCCAAAAGCUUGGACUACAGACACUAACACACUCGCAGUUUGGCGCCAUCGUCGCCGUCUCGACGCUGACAUCGAAACGCCGCAAUAGCCUGCUGCUGGCAGCAAACAUCACCGAAAUCGACAUUACGAUACCGAACCAACCCGUGUGGACCGACGCAGAUCUCAAAGACUUCAAGGCAAAGAACCACUCCGUAAUCACUCGCGGCUCGGCACUGGCAUGGAUGGGCCACCUGAAUGCUUUGCGCUGGUUUCUGGACUCGGGGCUGGAGACCAUGCUAGUCAUGGAAGAUGAUGUCGACUGGGACAUACACUUGCGCACAUCCCAAGUGCCCAAGGUGGCUGCUGCCAUGCGCACACUACUUACUGAGCAAGCCAAUGCACUCCCUGCAACACCAAACUCAAGACAAAAGAUCAUCACACCAGAACAAGCAGGCGGCUAUUGGGGCAAGCCCACAGACUGGGAUAUCCUCUACCUCGGCCACUGCGGCGACAUGUUCACCUCCUCCAACUUUGCAAACGAAACCGAUAUCCCCCGCCUCGCUGUCUCAGACCCAACUCUCCCUUCGCCAGAAUACAUGCACAUCCUCACCCGCCGCUUCCUCGCCGAACUAGGCGUCCCCAUAAAGACCCGCGUUAUCCACCGCUCCAUAUCCCCUCUAUGCACUUUUGGCUUUGCAUUGUCCAGAGCAGGCGCCACCCGCCUCCUCCACGACGUCGCUGCCUCAGAGCCCGAAGGCGGCUGCGAAGCCUACGACGUCCGCAUCCUCGAAAUCUGCCGCGACCGCAGUUUCCGCUGCUGGUCCGCAAACCCAGAGUUAUUUCACCACCAAGACGCACCCUCCGAAAUCGCCAUUGUAAAUGCAAAGAAGGGAAAAGAUCACAGUGCCAAAGAACAUGACUCUAAAGCUUCUCCACCGGGUAUAGGUGUAGAUUCAGAGGGUAGAUUGCAAGGUGCAGCCCCGAAUAUUGCUUGCGGGAUGCGAGGGAGCAGUUUCUGGACGCAAGAUCCUGAUACAGUGGAGUAUCUGAAGGAAGUGGUGGGUAGACAGGGUCAUUGCUUGAGGGAUCAACAUGCUGAGGACAUGAGUGUCUGGCCUCAUCUUUGA
Aureobasidium vineae is the source of this 1290-nucleotide messenger RNA. Lineage: Eukaryota; Fungi; Ascomycota; Dothideomycetes; Dothideales; Saccotheciaceae. The record is from the annotation of a GenBank genome assembly.